AUUCGACAGAAACAAGACCCUCAUGCAAAGCUCUUUUGAUUUUCUCCCCUUUAUUCUCUCCAUCUUUCUUUCUCAUUGAGUUUUCAACCCACCAUUUCACAUGCUGCUGUUGCUGGAUUUUUGUAUUUCAACCUGCUUUCGUUUCUCCCCAAUUUCCCUUUUUCUUCUUCCAACUAUUUCGCUCUUCAAUUUCCCAUCUCUCAUGCCACUUGCACUUCCUUAAACUUUUUUUGGGCACUGUAGCGCUCAAUCUCAUCUGGAUCUCAAUUUUUGGAGUCGGGGUUUUUGUUUUUGGCGCGGAAUUCUGUGCUUUCGAUUCAAACGCAAUGUCACAAGGCUAUGCAAUAGAGCUUUACUUCGACCCAGCGCUGGAAAACCAAGUGUUGAAGGCUUGGAACGUGCUGGCUCGCCGCCAAAUCAGUACCCAACUCAUUGAGAUUGAAUCACGCCCUCAUAUCACCCUAUUCUCCAGCCCCCUUAUCGAGCCCGCAAGGCUCGAAAACAUCAUCAAAUCUUUCGCCGGAAAGCAAGAGCCUUUGCCCUUAUCCUUCUCCUCGAUUGGAAGCCUUCCCAAUGACAAGAACGUCCUCUUCCUUGCCCCUACUCCGACCUUAUCACUCCUUCAAUUCCAUUCCCAAUUGUGCGAUGCUUUGAAGAAAGAGGGCAUCGAAAUUGGGGAGGAGUAUCGCCCUGACUCGUGGAUUCCUCAUUGCCCAGUUGCUCAGGAAGUCCCCAAGAUUCGAAUGGGGGAGGCGUUCAGUGUAUUGCGGGAUUUGAAGUUGCCGGUUACUGGGUAUGCAAUGGACAUCGGGUUGGUGGAGUUUUCGCCGGUUCGAGAACUCUUCUCCUUUGUGCUCAGUAACACACUAGAAGCGUGAGGUUUUAGAGCAAUUCAGUCAUUUAUCACCUCAAUUUGGUAUUAUCUUUUGAAUGUGUUCACAUUGGUGUUGUAGAAACUCAAUAUAGAUCAAUAUGAAUGGUACUGUUUUAGAGGAUGACAAAUUAACAAAUCUGGGUUUCUGUUUCUGAAGAUGAUUUGUGCUUUGAGAAUUUACUUUGUUUUAUGUUGAGAAUGUUAAUGAAAUUUAUGCCAUUGCAUACUAA
Messenger RNA from Vitis riparia (riverbank grape), 1104 nucleotides. RefSeq lists its product as uncharacterized. Lineage: Eukaryota; Viridiplantae; Streptophyta; Magnoliopsida; Vitales; Vitaceae. The record is from RefSeq and is a predicted model, not a curated record. The transcript is spliced from 2 exons. The coding region runs from base 327 to 878 and encodes 183 amino acids.